Molecule: messenger RNA, 5049 nt
Organism: Agrilus planipennis (emerald ash borer)
Lineage: Eukaryota; Metazoa; Arthropoda; Insecta; Coleoptera; Buprestidae
Gene: Sarm
Product: sterile alpha and TIR motif-containing protein 1
Exons: 12
Coding region: 257-3817 (1186 amino acids)
Biological process (GO): signal transduction; response to axon injury; negative regulation of MyD88-independent toll-like receptor signaling pathway
Cellular component (GO): dendrite
Molecular function (GO): signaling adaptor activity; protein binding; NAD+ nucleosidase activity
Source: RefSeq, a predicted model, not a curated record
GCCGCAGUCUUGAUGUGACUUUUGUAACGAAAACACAAUGUAAGAAUCAAGUCGCGAAAAUUUAAUUCUUGUUGUGCCUUGUGUUUUCCGCGUGGUUUUAUAUUCCGCCACGCUGAUAACAUUGCUAACAGAAAACAGAAAAAACAUUGACAAUAUUUUAUAUAUAUAUAUACGUAAAUCGAACGGUUUUAGACAUUCUGAUUCGAGUGAAAUGUUUGUUAAUUUUAAGUGAACCGCGAGUAAAAACCUACCGAUAAUGGAUAACGAACGUUAUUUUUCCGCUGCAUCGUACUUAGAAAGAAACACCGACAGUUUGAGGAAGAAAAAGGAAGAAUUCGAACAAAGAAGGAAGGAAUUUUUUACGUCAGUGGUUGGCAGAGACAGAAUGGCCACGGAAUUUCCGUCAGAAAAUGGCGCCAAUGCAGAUUUAGCGACGACGAUGAUGAAUUUGAAAAACAGACCUGGUGCCGUGGCAGUCACAUCUUCACAGUUGCAGACGAACGCGCAAAGUAGUGCCACGAGUAGUCGCGUGUCCAAAACGGUGGUGUCCUCGACCUCUUCGAGCUCUCAACGGGUUCACGUUACCUCAUCUUCAACGACCGACAGGAAGGCAUCUUCCAUGAAAUCCGACCUCAACGAACUCAAAAGUAACAUGAACGAAAUGAAGAGUUUAUCGAAUAUUAACGCUUUAAAACAGAAGUUACGAAGUUCGCUAGAAAACCUAGUGGACAACGAAGAAGAGGACAUGCCUCAGCCUCUUGUGACAUUCCCUGAUUCUGACACCCCUCCCCCGGGAUCGGAGGUUACAUCUCCCGUUAGCAACCUAGACACCCUCAAAUUUGAACAAAGAACUGUUAAUAAUCUUAAGGCGAGUAAGGUGAGAGUGUCUGCACUUUUUUUAUACAGCAUUUUCGGUGAUAUUUUUGACGAAGCUGUUAGAUUAGGAUUACCGGCUGUUCAAACCCAGCAUCCCGGAGUUUAUUACCAACAAGCAGCCCAGUAUGCUAUUCAAAGAAAAAAAUCGUGUCUCGAACUUUGCAAUAACGUCACUGCAUAUCCUACAGCUCCAGAUCCCCUUGAGGGUCUGGACCAUUUAGAAUUCUACGGGCAGAGACCCUGGAGACCUGGAAAACUGAACAUGGACAAUCCGGAUCCCCAAUUGGAGAAAAAAGGAAUCCAGGCUCUGCAGUUUUUGGAAAAACAAGUGGCUCAUUCCAGAAUUAUGUCUGCCCCGUGGCCCGUGAAACGCGGUGUCUUCAGGGAAGGAUCACUUUCCGAUCCAACUCUGCUUUUCCGAAAGCACAAUCUGAUUCCUCCGAAAAUUAGCAUAGACUUUGCGGAAGCACGGUCAUUGAAGACGGGCGAGCUCAGUCAACAAGAGAAGAAAAAUAUGGCGCAUACGAGUAUGAAAGUUACCACAGACACCUUUAGUCAUGAGAAAAUCGCUUCCGAAGCCCAACAACAAAGACAAACAGUGACCGCAAGUGGCGUUUUUAAUCAAGAAAAGCACUCGUCUUCUUCACAGUCAAAUGUGACUUACACUUCGUCCUCGCAGGGCCUACACUCGUCGGCCAGUGCUAUGCUAAAGGCUGUCGGAGCACAAUUUCAGCUAAUGAACGGUAAGCCGGAAGACGACUUACUAAACAUGUCCUUUGACGAUUUGGAGCAGUUGUCGUCAAAUUCUAACGCCCAAGAUGUGGAACGCGCCAUACACAAAUAUUCCACGUACAUGGACAUGUUCAUCAAAAGUCUGAAGAACAACGAUCUGGGUAAAAAGGCCCCGACGAUUCUAAACAAGAUCAACGACAUAAUGCAAAAGGCAUGGGCCGUUCCGACAUACGGCCACGAAUUGGGCUACUCCCUUUGCAACGCUUUACGAAACUGCGGCGGCCUGGACCUUAUUAUGACCAAUUGUACGAACGACGAUAGCGAUUUACAAUUUUCGAGCGCGAAACUUUUAGAACAAUGUCUCACGACCGAGAACAGAGCUCACGUGGUCGCUAACGGUCUGGACAAAGUGGUAAACGUGGCCUGUAGGUGUACGAAACAUUCGAAUUCGGUGAAGCAUUCGCGGGUGGGAACCGGGAUCCUGGAGCACCUCUUCAAGCACAGCGAAGAAACGUGCAGUGAUGUGAUAAGACUCGGAGGUUUGGACGCUUUACUGUUCGAAUGUCGGAAAAGUGACGUGGAAACUUUGAGACACUGUGCCGGUGCUCUGGCCAACUUGAGUUUGUACGGCGGAGCGGAAAACCAGGAAGCCAUGAUCAAGAGGAAAGUACCGAUGUGGCUGUUCCCGUUGGCUUUCCACAAUGACGACAAUAUCAAAUAUUACGCAUGUUUGGCUAUCACUGUGCUGGUAGCGAACGCCGAGAUAGAAGCCGAGGUGCUUCAGUCGGGAACGCUAGGACUUGUUGAGCCUUUCGUCACGUCGCACAAUCCGCUCGAAUUCGCCAAAUCGAACCUUGCUCACGCCCACGGUCAAAGCAAAACGUGGCUGAAACAUCUUGUGCCGGUCCUCAGUUCCAAAAGGGAAGAAGCGCGAAAUCUGGCCGCGUUCCAUUUUUGUAUGGAAGCUGGAAUCAAAAAACAACAGGGAAACACGAAUAUAUUCGCGGAAAUAGGUGCCGUGGAAUCGUUGAAAAAAGUGGCAAGUUGCCCGAACGCCGUUGCCUCGAAAUAUGCCGCACAAGCCUUACGCUUUAUUGGCGAAGAAGUGCCUCACAAACUUAGUCAGCAAGUGCCUUUGUGGUCCACGGAAGACGUAGAAGAAUGGGUCAAACAGAUCGGGUUCUUCGAAUACGCUCCCAACUUCGUCGAGAGCAGGGUCGACGGCGAUCUUCUCCUUCAAUUGACUGAAGAAAACUUACGGGACGAUAUCGGCCUUACGAAUGGAAUUAAAAGAAAAAGAUUCACGCGAGAACUCCAAAACCUGAAAAAGAUGGCCGACUACAGUUCUCGCGACAGUGCGAACAUCAACAGCUUCCUCCAAUCGUUGGGACCCGAAUUUAGUAUUUACACCUACAGUAUGCUCAAUGCUGGUAUCGAGUCUAAAGAAUCUCUACGAAAUUUGGCCGAAGACCAACUCCUCAACGAAUGCGGUAUUGUGAACUCCAUCCAUCGAUUACGAAUAAUGGACAGUAUAAGACAGUUAGAGCACAGAAUGGCCACGUUUAGCGACGAAAACAUGGACAAAUCCCUAGACGUUUUCGUCAGUUACAGACGAUCGAACGGGUCACAGUUGGCCAGUUUGCUCAAAGUUCAUUUGCAACUCCGGGGAUUUACCGUAUUCAUUGACGUCGAAAGGUUAGAAGCUGGCAAAUUUGACAACAAUUUAUUGCAAAGUAUUCAAAAAGCCAAACAUUUUCUACUUGUGUUAACCCCGAACGCUUUGGAGAGGUGCAUAGGAGACUCAGAUAGGAAAGAUUGGGUCCACAGGGAAAUAGUUGCUGCUCUUCAGGCGCAAUGCAACAUCAUCCCAAUUAUUGACAAUUUCCAGUGGCCCGAAGCUGAGGAGCUUCCUGAAGACAUGCGGCAAGUGUGUCAUUUCAACGGAGUCCGAUGGAUUCAUGAUUAUCAAGAUGCGUGCGUGGACAAACUCGAAAGGUUCAUGCGUGGAGAGAUAAAUACACGAGCCGAUGGUCUGAGGGACGGUUGCCGCGUUGGUCUUAACAAAGGGGACAUGACUCCGAGCACUCCGUCCAAUCCCGGGAUGGUACGACAACCGCCCAACUAUCAACGAAUGCACAGUAACGAUUCGGGAAGUGGCAAAGGAUCUGAUAAAGAAACGAACGGAACCUCGGGCUUGGGCAGGGACUGACUAGAUGGUCCCCCAGCCUCGGUUGCCAGCUCACAACUUGCCAGGCUCUACAAAUCAUCGAGUCCGUCCCGUAACUGGCUAAUGACAUCUAACAGACAUCCGAAGGGUUUACCACCACAGUAUCCGGCAAGAAGAGGUUCUAAUACACCGUCGACCGUAACCAAUUCCGUACCAGUCACCCCUAAUCGAUCUCGCAGUUUGGACGGUUUACUUGACGGGGAUGAACCGGUCGCUGCCGUUGUUACAAAAAUUGUCAAAAAUGAACAUAUUCCGUCCGAAGUUCCGCAAAAAUCGCAAAGUUACGAAAACAGCAUCGACUUAAAUUCGGACAGUGUGAUACAGCCGCCUCAAACUACCGAAGAAAGUAAUGACGAGUUUGGUGAAAGAAAAGACGAACAAUCAGCGAUCGAUAAUGAAAUUGUCGAGUGUUUGAACGAACUUAAUACGAGUAUUUCAAAUAAUUCCGAUUUUGAAAAAAACUUAGAUUCCAACGGCACCAAAAAUGGUACGAUAGGUAUUAAUGGUAGUGAUGCGGCCAAACAAAAACCCAAAUUAUUAAAUAGAUGCGUUAGCAAAGUGAGAUCUCUUAUUAAAAAGUGACAUAUGUUUUGUUUGUUUUAGUUGUUUUAUGAAAAGUUUUACGUUUCAAAAUUUAAUUUAUUCAUUUUAUUUCGCAUUAGUGGAUUUUAUUUAUGAUUUUAAAAUUGUUUUUAAUCAAUUCCGCGUCUCGUAAUAAGUUCGGGUUUCCUAAAACUAAAUUCUUUGCCACAUUAUUUUAUGUUUUGCGAAUUUUCUCGUUUUAUCAAAUAUCUCCGUUCUUAUUAAGAGGGCGUAGGAUCGAAUAAAUGUAGAUCAUUUACAUUUAUUGGCACAGGGAGGGUCAACUAAAACAAAUGAAAGUACAAAUGGCAUGCAGCAAUUUUAUUUUCUUUGUUGUAUUAUGAUUUGUGUGAUUUAAAUUUAAGAGCGGUGCAGCUUAUUUAAGUCGUUAUUGUACACAUAUUUUCAUGUGGACCUUAUAUUUUAUUGAAAUGUUACGUGUAUGUAAAAGAAAAGUUCCAUAUUGUAGAAACUGUGGUUUUUACGAUUGAGGGAUUUUUACCCAAACUUUUCCGCCUUGCGACUCUUGUACGGAAAAUCGGAAAAAGUCAUCUAAAUAGUUUCGAAACAGCUUGUUUGAUUUUCAUCGAGCAAGCCCAGUAGGUAUUUUAUUAUACUGACCAUUUAAAUUU